AAAUUGUCUUCAAAUUAGAGAGUAGCUACAAAAUUUGUGGAUCAAUGGAUAUAACCAAAGUUGUAAAUAAAAAUAGGAAAGAAUGCCAUUUUGAUCAUAAUAAUACCCAACAACAACCACCACCAAAAAAGCAAGUUAGAAGAAGACUUCAUAGCAAUAAGCCUUAUAAAGAAAGGCUUAUGAAUAUGGCUGAAGCUAGAAGAGAAAUAGCUACUGCCCUUAAGUUCCAUAGAGCUUCAAUGAAGCAACAACAAGCAACAACUUCUAAUCAUGACUUCCAAGCACACCAACAUUCCUCCACUUCCACAACCAAUUACUUAGGGACUAAUUAUCCAUUUCCUAACCAUUGGCCUAUUUCAACAAAUGUCCCUCUACCACCACCAUUACCACUAAUGAAUCAUGACAAUCCAGAUUUGGUACUCCCUAAUCAAACCUUGGGGUUGAAUCUCAAUUUUCAAGAUUUCAACAACUUAAGUACAAGAAUUUACCAUACACCGAUGUCAGUUUGCUCCUCCUCCUCCUCUCCAUCGACUUCCUCUUCUGUUUUGAAGGAAGUCGCAAUAAGAGGAGGAGGAGGAUCAGAAAUGCACCAUGCUAUUAAAAAAGAGGUAAUAAUGGAAAAUGGAACAAAAAAGCAAAGAAAAGUUGCUAGUUCUCAUAUAGAUGAUGAUGAUAAUAUUAGUGAAGGUAACUAUGAUCAUCCUUUUGAGCAAGUUAUGGAAUUCCCACCAUGGUUAAUUAAUACAAAUGAAAGUUCUUGCUAUCAAGACCUCUUUGAUCACCAUCUUUCUCAUCAAUACUCACCAGAUCCUGCUUUGCCUUGCAUGGACAUAGGUGAAAUUGAAGGGAUGGAUGGGGAGUGGCUAGCAUGAAAAAAGAUUUUGAUUGUUAUUUUGGGUGAUCACUGAAUACUGAUCAAUGUAUGAUUAUAUAUUCUUUUUAGCAUUUAUCAUAUUUCUUAGUUUUUAUCA
This is a messenger RNA of Erigeron canadensis, 971 nucleotides long. RefSeq lists its product as uncharacterized. Bases 45 to 872 code for a protein of 275 amino acids. Lineage: Eukaryota; Viridiplantae; Streptophyta; Magnoliopsida; Asterales; Asteraceae. The record is from RefSeq and is a predicted model, not a curated record. The transcript has 2 exons.